Messenger RNA from Bombus pascuorum, 4296 nucleotides. It is a transcript of the gene Teh1, whose product is annotated as protein tipE. Lineage: Eukaryota; Metazoa; Arthropoda; Insecta; Hymenoptera; Apidae. The record is from RefSeq and is a predicted model, not a curated record. Gene Ontology annotation, molecular function: sodium channel regulator activity. Gene Ontology annotation, biological process: regulation of sodium ion transport. Bases 2439 to 3440 code for a protein of 333 amino acids. The transcript is spliced from 5 exons.
AAGCCUGUCCCGUCGAGGACUCUCGGUCGAGUUUCGACGAGUAGUCACGCUUUAACUCGCGAUCCGCGAGGCGGAUGUUACCCGGAACGCGAGUUCACAGGUGCAGGUGUGCCCAGAUGUAACACGCGAAAGCUUUGAAAAAGCUGGUUGAUCCUAGCUCCUGCACCCUGUGCCAGAAACAUCCGGACGGAGACGUGGUUUUGAGCUGGUGACGAAACUCCAGGAGCCAGGAGGCAGGUGCGGGUGUCAGGUGUCGUAGAUAGGUGUUGGGGUGUUUUACAUCUUCGAGCCUGGGUCUGUCUUUAUUCGACGAAAACGCGGCCACGAUUACCAUAGAAUCGUUGUUUCGAACACUUGUGGAUCGAAGCAACUGUAACGAAUCACAUACAUAUACACGGCGACAGGUUUAUUUUUUUUAAAAGUGAUAGUAGUCGUGGAAGGAGUGGAAAGAUCGAAAGAUUCAUUGAUCACACGGCAACACGGGACACUCGCUGUCUUGGAUACGCGCCUUUGGUUGUUCGAGUCGUUUAAGGUAAACACCGGUGUGUGCCACCGAUCGGCCAAGAUAUCUAGGUCAACAGGCAGUGGCCAGAGGCAACUAGUUGCGGCUGUAAUCGUUCCUGUAACCGAGGUCAGCGGGAGAUGUUAUGUUCUUUGUUGGUUGAAAGAAGGAAGAAAGAAGAGAUCGUUCAUGAUAAUCUAAUACUGGACCAAUAAACGUCCAAGAUACCAGAGGCGGGAGGAUUUAUCUAAGAGGUGUUGAGAGAAGAACGGAGGGAAAUAGCUAGGCGAGAAAGAGGUCUAUUGUUCGUUAAGGUCGCGUCGCUCACGAUCGGAUUUCCUUGAUUACGGUUACGGUAUCGACGCGAAGGAACAGCAGCCGUGUUCUUUCCGGUGGAGGAAGAAAGUAAGAGAAUUUCGAUCAAUCUUGGCCAAGCGACGCGAGACGCGUUAUCCUUCAUCCUCGUUCUGGACGCGACUUUUGCUGAUUAUACGCGCCGAUCACAACUAUGGAUUUAUUAUCAAUUUUCGUUAAUUAGAAUGAUACUCGGAUGUUUAUGUCUGUUCGUUCGAGUUGUUAAUUAAAGCGAAGGAACGAAGAAAAGGAAGAAGCAAAAAGGACAAUAAAGUGUAUCAUAUCCGAGAAGAUCGAAGCCAAUUGGAAUGUUACAGAAAUGAUUAUUUGAUCCGUCUUGUAUCGUAUUUUGAAAUAUUUUUAUUCGUCUUAUUGGAUAUUCGUUAGUUAGAGUGUUUGUAACAGUGAACGGGUAUUACCAAGGCCUAAUUAAGGAUUUAGUUUUGUAAUGAUUCGAGUGUCGUCGAUUACGCGAUAGAGUUUAGUGAUAAUUGUCUAGAGAGGCGGUUUGUAGGAGUGCUUGGAGCAAAGAUAACGGCCUUGAAACUUUUCCAUGCACGGAUCGGAAGACCGAGCUAGGCAAGAUGCUCUAUGCCUGACAGCGUGACUACGGCUAAAGGUCGUGAUCGAUCGACUUACUUCGAUGGCCUAAAAGAACUUUAAACGUUCAAGGUCAUUAUGCAUAGCGAUAAAACGGAAACGUUGUAAAGUGCGGACAAGUCGGUUGGUUCGUUCGAUUGUUACGACACCUAGCUAUUUCGUUUGAAAUAGCGUAACGAACGAGUCCCAUUCUAUUCCAUAGCAUUUGGCCAAUAAUCUAGUCUCAAUAGAAAAUCCUCAUUACAGGCCAGAUGAGGCGAUAGCGGAAUUCGUUAAUCCGCACGAUGUCGUGUCAAGGAUACUCAACCGAUCAAGAACGUCCUGGCAUUCGCGAAAUGUGCCACGCACAUCCCUCGAUCUCUCUCGAGUUCUUACAGAGUUUUUAUAAGACUUCACAGACACCGUCGUGUUUAACGAAGCGACGAUAACGGAGGAUCGCUUCGUCAGGACUCAGGUUGUUCCUGUAUCAUCUAUGCGUUGUAUCAUCUAAUUCCACUCUAUAAGAGGAACGUAAAAGCAACGGCAUCGGACUGAUAGAAUUAACGAAACCACAAAGCGUACCGAUCGUAUUUCCUCGUUUCCACACGGUCCUAAACAUUGCACAGCCUAAAACCUCAGGUGGAUCAACAAAGGCAAAUCCUCAUCGAUCCUCGCUUUAAUUAACGCUUUGAUCAAACAACCUCUAGACCAGUCGCAAGCCAAAGUGUUCGCCAGAUGACAUAGUUCGCUAAAUCAGAUCACCGAAGCGAUCUGUCGAUUGAACGAUUCAGAAAGCUGCUACUUGUGGUCGAUGCGAAAGGAGGCUCGACGGUCGACCUCGCGAUCGAAACAGCUCCUGACCCCUUAGUAGUCAACGGACAAAAGCGGCCUGGCCGGCACUCGAUGAGUCCUAGUGAAGAUAAGGAUCCUCGAAAACCCUUGAUCGUUUGCCUGGAACGUCUGAAGAAGCUCCGGUUGGCACCUAUUUGAGAGCGGUCGGGUGAUGCGCGGGAGCAGCUCUGAACUCCUGCUGGAGGCGAGUUGCGUCCAGUGUCAGAGCGAUCAUCACGCCGGCCAGCACACCACCAGGCAUCAGCAGCAGCAUCAGCUAAACGAGAAACACGACUUCCAGGAGCGAGAGCUACGUCGUCGCAAACUGUUGGAGCUCGGGUUCGGCGCUUCGCGGCGCCGACCGCCACGGCGUACCUGCCGUCAGCGGUUCAACUUUUACGCCACCUCGGCGUUGGCAUUUGUCGCGACGUCCGGCGGUGCGGCCCUGUUAUUUUUGGUGCCGCUAUACGUCGAUCCGGCCAUCAGCACUCUGGCUGCCGAUUUCUCGCCAGAUCCGGUCAUCUGCACCACCUCCAGGCGCGAAGAACUCGCUGGCUUGUUCAAUUGUACCUGGAGUUCCUGCCGCGAAGGAUGCACCAGUGACGUUUAUAGGUGUACGCAUAUAUACGUCACGUAUACACCAUGGAGCAAUACGAGCAUGAAGAAUGACACCGGGGGUAGAGGCUAUUCGGGCAACUCUACCGGCGUCACGCACACCUCAACCACUUCGGUGCCGACGCCAGGCGACGUGGAAGCGGUGCUCCUGGUGAACAUCAAGGGGUGCGGCUAUCCGCCGAUCGUCGACUGCGAAAACUUCACCCGCGAACUAGGCUACGAAGGCGCGAAAUUCCCCUGCCAUUACAGCCGCGUGAACGGCAGCAUAGUGAUGGCGAACUAUAACCGCGAGGCGCAGGUCACCACCAUCAUACACUUCUUCGCGGCGCCUUUCGUAGUGACUCUCGCGACCAGCGUCGCUCUGUGUGUGAUGCACUGUGACUGCAGGUGCAGUCCACCGCCACGGCAUUCGUCGCGAGGAAUGAGAAGAGGCAGGGGCAACGAUCUCAGAUGGUUGGUGUAUGGAGUACAAAGUGGUUUAUUAGCGCAGGUUCUCAAACAAAUCUUGAAGCUCAGAAUCGAGUUAUGUAAAUUCUGCAACAUACAUAUCGGCCGUUAGAACCGUCACUGUUAAUAUACUCGGUGUGAGUAUACACCAGCUUGGUCUACUUCCAUCGACAUUGCCAAAAAUCGUCCGACUUGCGACUAUGGUGUCGUCGGUAAGCAAUUCGGGAUUUAGUUUCAAACUGACUAUUUCGUUCCAGUGUACACGACACGCGCGUACACUUCGAGAUUUUAUUCUUUCUUUUCCUUCAAUUUCUACAAAUGUUUCAUCUUCUCGUCUUCUGUUCGUUUCUACGUGUUGCAUGAAUACACGAGGAUGAAACGCUGGGCACAAUACUAAGCACGGUUAACUCGUAUGGAAAUUGCUCGAAACUUGUUAAUUGUAGCAGCCACUUUUAUUCUAGAAGAAAAAGUAGCAGAAAUAUAAAGCUACACAUAGAUAAAUUAGAGUUUUAUUAGAAAUUUGUAUAUUAUAAUUAAUUUGUUAGUGUGGAGUAUAAUCGACUGAACGAUGAGGUACAGAGACGGAUGAUGCAGAAUGCCAAAGGCGAUUAAACGAAUUUAUAUAACGUAUAAAUCACAACGAAAUGAGACUACAAUGAAAUAACGAAAAAGUAUGGAUGCACAGAGAGUUAUAUUACGAUCGGAAGAUUUCAAGUAAAAGUAUGCAAACACGUUAGCAAAAUUUAAAGAGACGUGAAUACGAGAAACAAAGCUUAGAGCUAACGAGCAGUUGACAAGCGAAACAAAUAGACAGUAGGCGAUAGAACUCAUACGCGAAGCGUACGAGUGAGUUAGAGUACUGGAAUUGCGAAGGGCGCGGAUAAGGCCAACAAUAUUCGACUAUGCAAAUCGUAACGAAAGUUGCAGUCAGUUGGUGAACGCGCGGUUGAAAAAUUUUGGUAAAUACA